CGUUAUUGCAUAUAAAAGGCUUACAGGGACUGAAAUACUAAAGUAGAGGAGGAGGUGGGGAGAAGACAAGUGGAGCUGCCAUUGCAGAGCCCAGCACUAGCCAUGGGGAGAGCUGCCCAGAAAACCCUCCUCUCUUUACUCUGUCUAGCAGCAGCGGUUUGUCAGGCUCAGGACACCUGCCCAGACGUGAGCUUAGAGGGUUUCAACAGUACCGAUAAACUCUCCAUUCUCCAAGGCUGCCCUGGAUUUCCAGGUGCCACAGGACCCAGAGGAGACUCAGGAAAUCCAGGAACGCGAGGACAACGGGGACCUCAGGGGAUCCCUGGAAAGGCGGGACUAACUGGCUCAAAAGGAGAAAGAGGUCCUGCUGGCGCCCCUGGAGUGAAAGGAGAUAAAGGAGCCCUGGGAGCUACGGGAGCCCCUGGAACAGCUGUGGAGGAAGACCUGGAAGACAUACAGUGUAAGAAAGGAGCAAAGAACUGCAAGGAACUGCUAGCUAGAGGGAACAUCAUGAGUGGCUGGUACACCAUCUACCCCCAUGACUGUAACGCCAUGACCGUGCUGUGUGAUAUGGAGACAGAUGGUGGAGGAUGGAUUGUGUUCCAGAGACGUGUGGAUGGCUCUGUGGAUUUUUACCGUGACUGGAAUUCAUACAAAAGGGGUUUUGGCAGCCAGCUGUCAGAAUUCUGGCUGGGGAACGACAAUAUCCACCUGUUAUCAUCCCUUGGUCCCCAGGAGCUUCGCGUCGAUCUCAGAGAUUUUGACAACAACUAUGAAUUUGCUUCCUUCUCGUCAUUCAGAGUUGCAGGAGAGACUUCAAAAUACACGCUGUUCAUUGGACCCUUUGUUAAUGGCACUACAGGGGAUUCCUUAACUAACCACAACGGCAUGAUGUUUUCAACCCACGACCAGGACAAUGACAUAGCUGAGAUUAACUGUGCUGUAGCCUAUAAAGGGGCCUGGUGGUACCGAGGAUGUCAUUCGGCCAACCUGAAUGGAUUAUAUCUGAAAGGAGCCCAUGAAAGCUAUGCUGAUGGGGUGAACUGGCAGACAGGCAAAGGGUACUCGUAUUCCUACAAGAGGGCAGAGAUGAAAAUGAGGCCCGUGUAGCUAAUCAGGGAGGAAAUUGUAAUAAUUAUACUUAGCUCUUAUAAAGCAAUAAUAGGCCUGUCAUAAUGAACAUUAAUCUGCAGAUGACAAUAAAGAUCUUUUCUUUAUCCACCAGCCAUGAGGGUGCAGACAUCAUU
Messenger RNA from Mauremys reevesii (Reeves's turtle), 1247 nucleotides. Its product is annotated as ficolin-2-like. The transcript has 10 exons. The coding region runs from base 103 to 1110 and encodes 335 amino acids. The record is from RefSeq and is a predicted model, not a curated record. NCBI's taxonomy places the organism in Eukaryota, Metazoa, Chordata, Testudines, Geoemydidae.